AUGGACAUGAUGAGCGUUCCCCCGGUUUCUAUGCCCAGUGUAACAGACGUAUCCGUCAUCCCUCCGGUUUCCAUGCCCACCGUAACGGACGUCUCAAUUCCACCACAGUCUGGCAUCUCCGUCGUCACAACGCCUGUUCCUAUGCCCACUGUAACGGACGUAUCAAUCCCCCCUCAAGACUCCACUGGCGCCAUGUCAAUUCCUGAGGGCGAGACACCCAUCUCUAGCGGCGCUGUUGACACGCCUUCUUCGAGCCUUGGCUCGGCCGCGAGUGCGACUAGCUCUGGUCUACCAGAGCAGACAGAAAACGCUGCCGCAGCGAGGGGUCGCGACAUGCCCGUCGUUGUCGCUAUUGCCGGCGCUCUGGCUUUCUUGUGA
Messenger RNA from Alternaria metachromatica, 378 nucleotides. RefSeq lists its product as uncharacterized. The transcript has 2 exons. The record is from RefSeq and is a predicted model, not a curated record. Lineage: Eukaryota; Fungi; Ascomycota; Dothideomycetes; Pleosporales; Pleosporaceae. Bases 1 to 378 code for a protein of 125 amino acids.